Molecule: messenger RNA, 498 nt
Organism: Trifolium pratense (red clover)
Lineage: Eukaryota; Viridiplantae; Streptophyta; Magnoliopsida; Fabales; Fabaceae
Product: photosystem II 5 kDa protein, chloroplastic-like
Exons: 1
Coding region: 72-389 (105 amino acids)
Source: RefSeq, a predicted model, not a curated record
CCAUAUAUUCAUUCUUCCAUUCAACAACUACUUGCACACAAUAGAAGAUAACACAGAGACACUGAUUCAAAAUGGCAUCAAUCACCAUGACAUCUUCAAUCCUUGGCUGCCCAGCUGUAACCAAACGCUCAACCGUCGCAACACAGAGGAGAUUUGUUGUCAACGCUGUCCGUGCAGUUGAAGGGGAAAAGAUUGUCAGCUCUGACAAUGACAAAGAGGGUAGCAAUGGAAGAAGGGACUUGAUGUUUGCUGCAGCAGCUGCCGCUCUUUGCUCUGCUGCUGGUGUUGCAAUGGCAGAUGAUGAACCAAGAAGAGGUACCCCUGAAGCCAAGAAAAAGUAUGGCCCUGUUUGUGUCACAAACCCAACAGCUAGGAUCUGUCGCUAUUGAGUGGCUUUGAUGAUUUGUAAUGUACAAUGGAGCUGUUGUGUUUAUAUUUCAUUUUAAUCGUUAUUGUACUACUAUGCUAGUUGUUCAUAAAAGCAUAAACUUUGCCUUA